ACAGCAAAGAUCAAAAUUAGCCAUGGCUUCUUCUUCUGCAAAAAUUCUACUUCCCCUCUCUCUCCUCUUCACCCUUUUAUCUCUCUCCCAAUCCACUAACCCUAAUUUCAUUUUAACCCUAGUUAACAACUGUCCUUACACCAUCUGGCCCGCAAUUCAACCCAAUGCCGGUCACCCUGUUCUCGAACGAGGUGGAUUUACCCUUCACUCACUUACCCACCGCUCUUUCCCCGCUCCCAACGCUCACUGGUCCGGCCGAAUCUGGGCUCGUACCGGCUGCAAUUACCAGCACGGAAAAUUUUACUGCGCCACCGGAGACUGCGGCGGACGAAUCGAGUGCGAUGGACUCGGUGGUGCCGCCCCAGCUACAUUAGCCCAGUUUGUUCUACAUCACGGACAUGCCGAUUUUUCUACUUACGGUGUUAGUCUAGUGGAUGGUUUCAACAUUCCUCUUACUGUAACUCCACACGAAGGUAAAGGUGUUUGUCCAGUUGUUGGAUGCCGGGCGAAUUUGUUAGAGUCCUGCCCAGCAGUUUUGCAGUUUAGGUCACAUGGUGGUCAUGGACCUGUGGUUGGUUGUAAAAGUGCUUGUGAAGCAUUUAAAUCGGAUGAGUUUUGUUGUAGGAAUCAUUAUAAUAGUCCACAGACCUGUAAACCAUCGAGUUAUUCCCAGUUCUUUAAGCAUGCUUGUCCUGCUACAUUCACAUAUGCACAUGACAGUCCUUCACUUAUGCAUGAAUGUUCGUCUCCGCGUGAACUAAAGGUCAUUUUCUGCCAUUAAAAUGGUGGAGAAAUCUGGAAUAGCUAGUAUUGUUGGGGUUGUAAUGGAUUUUGAAAAUUUUAUGUAAUGUUAUUUGUGUUGUUAAUUUUAAGUUUUGUGUUUUGGAUUUUGAGGAAUUAGUGUGGUUUUAUAUAAUGA
This is a messenger RNA of Solanum lycopersicum (tomato), 919 nucleotides long. Its product is annotated as osmotin-like protein. Gene Ontology annotation, cellular component: extracellular region. Lineage: Eukaryota; Viridiplantae; Streptophyta; Magnoliopsida; Solanales; Solanaceae. Gene Ontology annotation, biological process: defense response. The record is from RefSeq and is marked validated.